Messenger RNA from Clonostachys byssicola, 456 nucleotides. The record is from the annotation of a GenBank genome assembly. Lineage: Eukaryota; Fungi; Ascomycota; Sordariomycetes; Hypocreales; Bionectriaceae.
AUGCACUUCCUCAAGCAAGCAGAACAGCCCAACCACGACUGUGGCCUCGCUUCUCGUGACUUGGAUGAGGUUAGGGACUUUGACACCCGAGAUUUCGACGCGGACUGCGACCUACUCGCCCGCAACUUCCUCUAUGAAAACCCCAAGCAUGAGCGGGCAGGUAAUAGCCGGUCGGUCCACUGGCGUUUUGGCGAUGAUGCUGAUACGGCGGUACAGAGGGCCACGAGAGGCCACUUGAAGAUUAAACUGCCCACACCUUCGGAAAUUCACAAAAAGAAACUUCAGACUAUGGUAGAAUGGUUCAAGUAUCCUGCAAUGAGAUUCAUUUUAACGAAAAAGAAGGGCAAAGAUGACCUAGAUGAGCCUGAUGACCUAGACGCCCGGGAUAUCGAGGUCCUCACGACCAGAGAUGACGAGCUCGAGCUUUCUGACCUUGUCGGCCGCGAGAUCCUAUAA